Messenger RNA from Cylas formicarius (sweet potato weevil), 8188 nucleotides. RefSeq lists its product as uncharacterized. Bases 1717 to 2346 code for a protein of 209 amino acids. The transcript is spliced from 6 exons. NCBI's taxonomy places the organism in Eukaryota, Metazoa, Arthropoda, Insecta, Coleoptera, Brentidae. The record is from RefSeq and is a predicted model, not a curated record.
UUUUUAGAAUUCAAGAUGGAAAAUGGAGAGAUGACAACCACAAAGAAAGUGAUAGCUACUAUAAAAUGUGAAAAUAACAUAAAGAGUGUAUCAUUAUGUGGAUCUUACCUCGUCGAAUAAUCGCCUGCCUGUGGAAUACAAAGAGAAACUACAAAACUGAGGACGUAUAAACCGAAUCGAUUAGUCUUCGACGAUACGCGGCCUCCCUAGCGACUUUAUAUAGAAAGAACUAGUGUUUGGACUAUUGUUUUCAAACCAAAAGUAAAAGAAGAAAUAAUCGAAAAUAUUGUAAUAUAAUAAAAAGCACUUAUUGCAUGCGUGCUUUUAUCAAAGGGCGGAGGAGUUAUAAGUCCCCUUGAGCUUUAUCAUUGCUGAGGUAGCAUCCUGACGAUAAUGUUAUUUUGUUCUUCAUAAUUCUUUUGAGGCAAUAAGAUUUAUAUAAAUAUGGGUACACGUACAAUUGUAAGUCAGUUCUUGACAAACCAAUAAAUAAAAUAUAAUAAAAUUUUUAAAAAAUCAAAUUUGUUUUCAAGGACAAAAACUGCGGCAUCUGAAAGUGAUUAAAAUAAAUAAUUUUUUUCAUAAUAGAAAAAUGUACGGUGGUAAAUCAUAACAAUAUUAUUAAUUGUUACAUUAACUUUACAGCAAUCAAAUUAGUUUGCAAAGAACCGAAUCGUACUUUGUAGAAAAUCAUUGUUUUUGUAAUUAUUAUUUUAUUUAUGACAAAUGUUCAUUUCGUUUAUGCUAGACGCAAUAACUACGCUGCUGUAGCAAGCGUACCUAUACUAUUUACAAAUCUUCUGGAGUCGUCCUGCGUCGGUUAUUUAUAAAUCAUACUUGCUGACGUUUCGCCAAUCAUCCUGAUGGCUUCUUCAAAGCUUAACUGAAAUUAGUUCGCAUUCUAUUUUAUACCUGCUUAUAUAUUGUUUGAGGGGGAUUGAUGUUGAGGAACGUUGUCUCGGAUGACUGAAUCCCAUAUUGGUGAAAGGUUGAGUUGCGGUUAAGACUGUGUGAUUGCUUAUUGCUUGUUUAUUUCUAUAGAUCCUCGGAUUUUUCGUUGGUAGAAAAAUUGAUCACAUACAAGAAUAAUUAGAUAUUCUAAGAAUGGGAAAUUAUUAGUAGUUUCUAAUUCAAUAGUAAAACGUAUGGGAUAGAGUGUAUAGAGUUUAAACGUCUAAGAAAAUCUACUAGGGAUUCUUGACCAUGAAGUCAAAUAACAAAAGUAUCAUCAAAGUAGCGCUUCCAUAAUUUUGGCCUUAGAUGGAAGGCUUGAGGGCUCUCUUCUGAAAGGCUAUCAUGAGUCAAGUUUGAAAAUGUAUCGAUUUCGGAUGAGGACAUUGAUUUGGUCUAUUUCUUUACGGAUAUGACGAAUUCCUUCUCGAAGUAUAGCAAAACUAGAUUUACAAAGAAUUUUACAAAUAGAUUUGGUUUUGAGAUGAUAUUUUAACAAAAUUAGGGACAACGUUAUAGUCUUUACAACGUAAUAAAAAGCAAGGAUUGGGUUCUAAUAUUGCAACCAGAGAACUUUUUAUCUCCAGAGUGUGCUAUUUCCCAUUCCUGAAUACGGUGGUAUAUUUUCUCCCAACUUGUUUUCCCACGCGGCAGUGUGCGACUUUGUGCCUCUAAAGUCUUUGGUCUAAGGUUCAAUCGGCUUCCCCCGUCGUGGAUAAUAAAUCUCCUCCGUUCAGGGGACACGUGAGAGUCAAACUCAAGAAAAUGCAGAAAGAAAAGGAGCGGAUGAAUAAAAUUGAAGGCGAAAAUUUUCUUCUGUUGAAGAAAAUGAGUUACAUCACACAAAAACAUUGGAUGGAUAAUUGGUUACCACCUCAGCCUAAUUUUCUCAGUAAAAUUGAACUGUAUAACGCUAGGCCCCUGUUAGUGAAACAAACUGAAUCUGAAAUGGAAAGCGAUAGUUGCGUCGAUAAGGCACCCAGGCACAGUAAAUUUAGAUGUUCCGCUUGUACGCUUCAGAAACUACCAGAAUUGAAGAUUGCCGAAAAAGAAAUACCCUUGAGAGUCCUACCAAAGGAACCCGUAGGCAGAAGUAGGAGCAAAUCUGUGCCUGCCACGAAACUUCUACCGACGAUAAUUGAAAAACCUCAUUCAGCGAACGCCGAAUAUACCAGCAAAUCGAAAAUGCUAAGACAUAAUAUUUUAAACAACGAAACUCAGAAAAUAACGUUGUCUAGGGGAUCAUUAAAACUGUCUGUAAAUUUUCCUCCUGACACUACCAUCAAGUUCGAUGACGGACAGUUUGAGAAAUACUUAACAAGGGGCCAUUGCCAUUCAAGUUUGAAGACCGAAGGAUUUUGCUUGAAAUACAACAUAUACUCCUUUCAAAUAUAAUUUUUGUAAUUAUGUAUUUGUUUUUGCACUGUUAAUUUAAUUUAGUGUUAGUAUAAUAUAAAUAUAGAUAAUUAAAAAAUAUUGCACCAGGAAACAUUUAAUUUUUAGUUAAAGCUAAAAAAGUUAUAUAGAAUUUGAAUAUCAGGUACGGAAACCUUAAUUAUAGAAAUAUACUUAACUUUAUAAAGAAAAUUGCCAAUUUCUAAGAAAUAAAUGAAAUAAAACGUUUUCUAUUCCAAGGUUAGGAGGGUGGCCUGUUUAUUAUCUCAGGACCUGUAAAAGAUAUAAAAAAAGACAAAAGUUGUUUGAAAUCACUUACACAUUUAAAAUAUUAUAAAACAUCCUGUAUAGCACAGGGCAAAUAAUUAUUUUAAAUUGCACUAUAAGAAGUUCAGAAUCUGAAGAAGCAUUUGAUGAAAAUCCUGAACUUAGUACUAUGAAUAUCUCGCACGUCUGGGUUUGGAAAAUCUUGCACGAUUUUUUAUUGUACCCAUAUCAUACUCAACGAAUCCUUGUGCAAAAUUGUUUGACUAGUUAGAGAUAAAGCUAACUUUUUCGGGAAUGCAAUCAGAAAUUUCCACAAUAACCAUAUUUUUGCCCAUGAAAACCCCCAUGCAGUUGUAGAACUUAAACGUCAAGAACAGUUUUCGGUAAAUGCUUGGGCUGGAAUUGUUAGAAAUUACUUAAUUGGACCCUUUUUCCUGAUAGAAAGGUUUAUUAUCGCCGGUUUUUAGCAGAGAAUUUGCCAAUAUUGCCAGAAGAAGUACCAUAUUUAAUUAGAAACACAAUGUGGUUUCAUAUUUACUUUAGUGUUGCAGUAAGAGAAUAUUUAAAUCACACAUUUAACAACCGAUGGGUAGAUCGCGGCGGACCUCAAUUAUGGCUCCCUAAGUCCCCAAAUUUAAAUAGUUUGGAUUUUUUCUUAUGGGGACAUCUUAAAAAUCUGGUUCAUCGCGCUCCAGUUAACACUGUAGAAGAGCUGAAGGAGCUUCCUGUGAUUUAAUAAGAAACACUGGAGGUUUAGUUCAGAAAAUGCGCGUCAAUAUCAGGAAAAGAGCUAAAAGAGUUAUUGAUUUGAGGUAGUAUUUUUUUAAAGAAUUAUUAUUUAUCUUGUUGCUAGGACGUUAUAUUACUUCAUUAAAACUGGAAAAGUAAAAGGAACAGUCUUCUAAUUUUUUUUUCUGAAGGACACUAGAUGAUAACUAAAAACUGAAUAUUUUGUUAAUUAUUGUUAUUAAAUUAGAAAACACCCUGUAUGUACAACAUGUUUGUAUUUUCGAAGGCACGCAACAACUUUCAAUAUGGAACAAAUUCUUUUAAAGAUCGGGUAUUGGAUUUCAAUAAACAUACUCACACACGGACAUAAUAAUUUGUUCUGCGAAUUCUUGCAGUAAAUAGAAAAUUUACUAUAUUUUCAAAUUCAGCUUCAAAUUUCACUCAUAGAACAUGUAGCAUAUAGUAUAUCAUUAAUUUGGAUUAUUUUGUAUCUAAUUCUAAAUUGUAAAUAACUUAAUCCAGUGUGGCAAUAUCUUAGAGAUUUUUCAGGCCAUUCUACUCAUCCUCUACCAAUCCACUGUUCAGGAAAUAUGGUAUUUAGAUAAUUACGCAAUUCUCGAGCAAAAUUGGAACAAACACCAUUCUGAUGAAACCAAAUCUGUCCAUCUGGCAUAUCAUAUUUGAUUUGGAUUUGACAAAGAAACUGCGAUAUUAGGAAUUAAGUUAUUUUGAAGAAAUUUUAAAUAUCGAGUAAGGAUAUACAAUACAAAUUUUUUUCAAAGAAACUUCCACAGGCUACUGUAAUGCUUUUUACCAAACUUCUGGAUUGCUGCUGAGUCGGUUUUUGCUUAGUCGAAAUUGCUGACGUUUCGCCAAUCAUCCUGUUGACUUCUUCAGACUGAAAUUGGCUCGUAUUUUACUCUGUACCUGCUUAUAUAUUGUUUGAGGGGGGCGCCAAUAAUAGAAAAUCAAACCUAACAUUAGGUCAUUGUGUUUACAGAAAACCUACGCACACAGACCGAUACUUUAAUGCAUGUUCAUAUUACUAUCCGGCCCAAAAGUCAUCGGUUAUCAACUCUCUUGUUUACAGAGCCGUAAAACUAUCUCAGCCCGAGUCACUGAAAACAGAAUUAAAACACCUUACCUCUGCUCUUCUCUCUAAUAAUUUCCACAUUAAAGAUAUUAAACGUUCCAUGAAAAAAUACAAAAAAUACACUUCACCACAACCUUUCAAUAGCAAUGAGGCCGAAAGCAAUCUUACACUUGCCACUGUGGUCCUUCCUUACAUUCAAAACAUCACUGACCACAUAUCAAAAGUUCUAAAGAAGUAUAACGUCCAAACCAGAUUUACGACUUAUCCCAAAAUCUCUCAACAUCUGCGGUCCGUCAAAGACAAAAUUCCAUUUGACACGCCAGGAGCUUACAGCAUUCCAUGCAUAUAUAGAAUACAUUGAAGAGACCGGAUGAAAAAUAUCAACUAGGCUCAAAGAACACGAAAGAGCCUUACGACUAAGACAAAUAAACUCAUCAGCUGUUGCCGAACACACUCAUGAAACCGGGCAUAAGAUUUUAUUCGAUAAAACUAAAAUUCUUGCAUGUAAUCAGUUCUUCUACCAACGAAAAAUCCGAGAGUAUAUAGAAACAACCUAAAAUCUAAAAUCGCGACUCGGGUCUCUACCUGUCUCCAAUUUGGGAAUCAGUCAUCCGAGACAGUGUUUAGCGCCCCCCUCAAACAAUAUAUAAGCAGGUACAGAGCCAGUUUCAGUCAAGCUCUGAAGAAGAAAACAGGAUGAUUGGCGAAACGUCGAUGAAAUCGAAUCUUUCGAAAGUAUCUACGUUCGUAUAAAAAUUUUAUAUCUCGGUAACGGCAGAGCCUAUGGGAUCGCUAUUGGUACAGAAAUGAUUUGAGUGUUUCGUGUGUUACCAUCAUUUUUUUUGUACUUAUGAUGAACACUUGUUAUGUUCCGGACUGUCUGGGGAAUUGUAAGAAUGGACCAAAAGUGGACAUUUUCUCAUUUCCACAAGCCGAAAAAAUGGAUUCAAGCAAUUAAAAGGGUUGAUUCGUUAGUUCCAACAAGAAACUCAAAUGUGAGUAGUUUUUAUUUCUUAAUUUUUUAUUCAGUGUUAUUAAUAUACAUCAGCAAGUUCGACUCAACAAACAACCGACGCAGGAGGAAUCCAGAAGUUUUGUAAAAAGCAAUAUACAAUUUUGUUUGUUUAUCGUACUGUUUAAACAAAAAGUGAUUUCGUCACCAGACAGAAUCUGACGAUGAAAAAAUAGAUUUAAGUUUCAGAUAAUCGUUCGGCUCCUGUAGUAAUUUUAUCUUGUACGGAUGCUGAUAGUUUUCCACUUUUAACAUACGCAAUUUUAUUUGAAACUUCUUUGGAAGCUAUACAAUGGAGAUGAUCUUCAACUUUUAAUAAAAUGUUUAAUCUCGUGUUUCCAUUAGUUUUUUUUUUCUUCCUGAGUUCUCGUUUUGUCUACAUAUCCAAUAAAAAUAAAAAUUGAAAUUCUCUAUGUUUCAUUUAGAGGAGCCAUUACUGAGACUAGCUACUUACCUGUUCAUUUCAUAAUUAGGUUUCUGAUUUAUUAACAGUUAUUAACUAUUAAAUGAGAAAGUAAAUUUUGAGCAAAUUUGACACAGAAUUACAAAAUGGAUUAAAAAAAAAUGGUGUUUGAUUUAAAGAAAAGCAACGUGUUGAAAUUUUAAUAAUAAAUAACUACAGGGUAGUUAAAAAAAUCAUUAAAAAUUAAAAUACAAAAGCGUUAGAAUUCUGUUUUUCAAAUGGAAACAAGAGGGGUACAGAGUUUGAUCAUUUCCGUUCUAUUAGUAUUAUGCUUGCACUAUGUUAGAGAAAACAAAUAAAAGCAUUUUUAAUAUUUACAGUAUUUUGCUCCCGAAACGAUUAGGUUUUCGACCUGAUUAUACUUACGAAAGUGCUCUUGCAGAUGCAAUAGAUAACAUUUUUAAUGAUUCAGAUCAUAACAAAGUUACUGGAUUUGUUUUACUAGACAAAGUCAAUUCAUGAUAAAUAAUAAAAUCCUCAUUUCAAUUCUUCAUCACUUAGGAUUCAGUGAAAUAUUUUAUAAAUUCGUAUCAUGCGUUGUACUUUUGCUUUACUUCUGUAAGCGAUUUUUACAUCCAGGUUUACAUCACUACAAUACUUUUAUUUUUCUCAGAAGUGCCUUAACGAAGCAAGUGAUUCUGAUUUGAAUAGGUUUUACGAAUUUGUCGCUCGUACUUAAUCCUUAUAAAUUCACAGUGAUGAUUGGAAAUGACUAUCAAAUUGAUAAUAUUAAUAGCAAAGUAAAAUUCUCUAUAAAGAACUCUGUUUUGCCUUUUUGUAGCACUUGCAAAAGUUUAGGACUUACUCUAGACUCUCGGCUAAAAUUUAGAGAGCGCGUUACAAGCAAAUUAAAGAUUGCAUAUAGUAAACCAAAAUUAAUUUAUCGAAGCCGUCAUUGUCUGUUAUACUUGGCACAGUUUAAUCAUUGUAACAGAGUAUUCGUGCCUUAUGUAGAUAAUAUAGAGAAUAUCGUAUUCAAAAGGUUCAAAACUGCUGGUCUUUUAGACUGAUAUAUGAAGUUAGACGUAGCACUCAUGUUUACGUCAGACUCUUUUAAUAUGUUCGAUAUAAACUUCACGCCCUGUUAUUCUAUUGCAAAAUCAUUCAAUAUGCGACACCGCCCUAUUUGUACAACAAAAUUAAAUUUCGAACGGAUAUUCACCAAUUUGAAUCUCCGUACUGUGCCUAAAGCAUCGAAACGAGCAUUUAAAAAGGUCCUUCUCAUACCAAAUUGCAAAUUCGAUUAAUCAAUAUCCCUCCUUAAUAUACUUUCCUCCGGCGCUAUUCACCCUAAAAAAUAUGUUUAAAAAUUGCCUUUGGCUAAGCAAAAUGCUUGCUAGCAAGAUUUCAUUUUCUUUUCUACCUAAUUAGACCUUUACUUAGAUAAUUCCCUGUCCUUAAUUCCCUCCCAAGCAUUGUUUUUUUCUAUUAUAUUAGGCCGUAACAGUAUAUGGCUGACUUUUUUAGCCCUUUGCUGCCAAAUUUAAUUAGGAAUAUGAUUUUGUAAAUUUGUUGUUAUUAUUGGUUAAAGCAAUAAAGCUAUAUUUAUUUAUUUAUAAUAACAGAUAAAAAAUGAUCAAGUUGUAUGGCAUCAAACUCUUAAACAUUAAAGCAUGGAAUAUCAAAAUGGCGACGUUCCAGUAUCGCUAUAUUGUUUUUUUUUCGCCCUAUUUUAGCAUUUUCAUAACCAACUAAUAGCAAAACAUAAAAGUCGUAUAGAAUUUUUACGGGGACAAAACAUUUUAUUGUAAAAAUCGACAACCUUUUGUAAUAAAGAACUUUAUAGAAAUUUCCAUCUUCUUUAAUGCUAAAUAGGAUAAAAAUAUAAAAACUUUUAAUAUUCUUUUUGAACAACUUAUAUGCAUUUAUUUUAAAAAAAAAUUCACAGACCACUCUACAGUAGACCUUCUUUUACAAAUGUCUAAAUAAACUCGUGGAAAAAAUUAACGCAACCUUAUAAAUUUGUUACAUUUUUGAUACUAUUUUUUUUCUGAAUUUUUGAUAGGAGCGAAAUGAUUGUUUUUGCGUUGUAGGUUGGUUCCUUGACAAUGUCACAGUUUUCGCUGAUAAUAAUAAAAUGUUUAUUUUUGAUUUAUACCGGGAGUAAUAAAAUUACAUGGAGAGAAAUCAAUAGAUAUAUGUAGACCUGCACACGCCACUAACAUAAAAUUCCAAAUAUCAAACAAUUUUAAAAUGCAUGUCCUCUUCAAAAUUUGAAAGUUCUUGUUUGCUCACUAAAAUACAAACAUCUUGUAUACAUAACACUAUAAUAUUUCAA